UUCAGAUGGUAUAAAUAGCUCGGCAUAAAUACGAGCGGAAAGAAAUCAUUUAGUAAUAUUCGUUGCAGUUUGUGAUUCACGACAAUGUCGCCCGCUUACCUUUUUAUUUUACCUCUUAUCUUAUUUAAUUACAUAAAUUGUGCUCAUUUCCAACUAAAACAUCGUGGUUUUGAAGAAAUCGUUACACAACAAUUCAAUACUUGGAAAACCACAUUCAACAAAUCUUACAAUUCUGAAUAUGAAUUUCAAUUUCGAUUCAAAAUAUUUACCGAAAAUCUACAUUUCAUCACGGUUCAUCAAGAAAACUACGAAAAAGGGCUAUUAACUUAUAACGUGGGUUUAAAUCAAUUUGCUGAUUUAUUAAACGGUGAAUUUGUGCAGCAAAUGAAUGGAUAUCUAAUGAGGGAUGAAAACGAAGUUGACUCAAACGAUGAAAUCACAUUUUUACCCCCGGAAAAUGUUGAUUUACCAUUAUGGGUGGAUUGGAGAAAAAAAGGAGCUGUUACUGAAGUUAAAGAUCAAGGGGAUUGUGGCUCAUGUUGGGCUUUUAGUGCGACUGGAUCAUUAGAAGGCCAAAAUUUUCGUAAAACCCAUAAAUUAAUUUCAUUAAGCGAACAAAACUUGGUAGAUUGUUCAGAAAAAUUCGGCAACCAUGGUUGUGAUGGUGGCUUAAUGGACAACGCUUUUAAAUAUAUUAAAUACAACCACGGAAUUGACACUGAAGAUUCAUAUCCGUACGAUGGCGAAGAAGAAUCGUGCAGAUACAAUCCAAGUCAUUCAGGAGCGAGUGAUAAAGGAUUCGUUGAUAUUAGAUCAGGAAAUGAAACCGCUUUACAAGCUGCUGUAGCAACUCUUGGACCAAUUUCCGUUGCGAUCGAUGCGAGUCACCCAGGUUUUCAAUUUUAUAAACACGGCGUUUAUUAUGAACCAACUUGUAGUGCUAAGUAUUUGGAUCACGGUGUCUUAGCUGUUGGAUAUGAUCGGGAUCAAAAAACUAAAUUGGAUUAUUGGAUCGUUAAAAAUUCAUGGGGGGAAACUUGGGGUGAUAAAGGAUACAUUUUAAUGGCAAGAAAUAAGGGAAAUAACUGCGGAAUUGCUACAGCUGCAAGUUAUCCGUUAGUUUAAAAAUAUCACUUUUUUGAUCAAAUAAUGAUAGAGUUAAAGAAAAAUUUAGUUUUUGUAUUUUUUUUUUAACCAAAUAUACAAGGUUACGCAUUUAUAAGUAUAUCCUUUUAUGUUUAAAGAUUUAGAUUAACUUAAUAAUAAGAUAUUAAUAAUUAAGAUAGAACAAUACAUAUUUUUUGUAGUUUAUUUUUAUUCAAUAAAAUUGUAUCUAUAAUGAAAUUUUUAAAUCGUACAAUAUUUACCUUACAUACGUUUGUUAAAUCAUAAAAUGCUACUUUUCACGUAAGUUUUUUAUUAACUAAAUAUUCUAAGACAAAGAACAAACGAAAUAUAUUACACUGACUUCUAUAAAAAUACAAACAAUAGUCUACUCUCCGCGUUUAUUAAUUCUCUUUUUCGAUUAACCCUUUCAAAGCUACAGAUGCCUAAAUGCAGCUAAUCUCAGCCACAUAGCUGCUAAGCACCUCAAAGGGGACUGGCUGCAUUAUUACAGCGUAAAAAGGGUUAAUCUAAUUUUUACACCAAUAAAAGAUGAUAAUACGAACAAAAAAUUUAUUCCAUUUUUAAAUGAUAUAAACUAAAACAUUUAUUUUUCUUGCUUUUGUUA
Molecule: messenger RNA, 1732 nt
Organism: Onthophagus taurus
Lineage: Eukaryota; Metazoa; Arthropoda; Insecta; Coleoptera; Scarabaeidae
Product: procathepsin L-like
Biological process (GO): proteolysis
Molecular function (GO): cysteine-type peptidase activity
Source: RefSeq, a predicted model, not a curated record